AUGAUCAACACUAUAAUAAUUUAAGAUUAGAGCAAUGUAGAACCUAUCAUAAAUAGUUAUCUAUAUUUAAUAUCUAUUAGUAACCAGUCUUCACAGAUAAUAAUAUGGGACUCAAAUACUGGUAUAAUAAGAGCAAGCUUAAAGGGACACAAAUUUCCUAUAAUGCAAAUUCAUUAUAUUCCUACUUCAUAAAAUAUUAUAAGCUUUGGCUCUGAUGGCGAAGUUAUUACAUGGAAUUAUAAAAAUGGAUAAUUAUUAAGUACAGAAGUGAUUUUUCAAGGAUAAAUUUUACCAAAAAGCCCUAUCGAUUUAAAAUAAAACUCUAUUUUUACUUUUGGGACAUAUGGAGAUUUUUAUGAUAAUAAUUUUAUAACACUAGAGUAUAAGACUUAUUUAGGGCAUACAUAAUAAGUAACACAAAUAUUUAUAAUUGAUUAAAAUAUUUUAAUUUCUUUCAGUGAAGGAGAUAGCAUGAUAAUUGUUUGGGAUAGAAUUCUAUCUUAAAUAAUAUUAAACCUUUAUGGAGGAAUUAAAAAUUUUAGCUCAUUACCUAUUCAACUGUUUGCUAAACAAAAUUCUUAUUAGCAAUAUUUUAUUUAAAUUGUUAUAACAAAUAGUUUAACAAUGAAAACUUAUCUUAUUCCUCUUCAAAUUAAUUUUGAUAAUUAAAAAAAUAUUUGGAGUAAUUAAAUGUUGGAUUAAGUUUUAUUAACAUCAGAUAGUUCAAUAAAUAGCCUAUACGUUGAUAUAAAUAAUAAUUUGAUAUUUUUUGUUGUUAAUUAAUAAUUAAACAUAUGCAGAUAUGAUGACACAAAAAAUGAUUUGAUUAUAAAUCAGUAAAUUUAAUUAUCUUCAAUAUUAUAAAUUUCUAACUAAGAUAAUAUUACUUAAUUGAUUUAUAACUCUAACUCUAUCCUUUUGAUAUCUGAUUUAGGUUAACUAUUUUUAAUAAAAUAUAAUCCUGAGAAUCCUUAAGCUCAAAUUAUAUUAAAUUCAAUACCUCUAUAAAUAGUUUUAAAUACCUAAAUUAUAAAUGGAUUUAUGUACUUAUCAAAGUAUGACUAACUUUUUGUUUUUGGAGGAUAAAUUGUUUCUUACAAUAUUCCUAAAUAAAAUGUCAACUUUGUUAUUUCUUCUUUAUAAUCUCCCUUACCAUAAUAAACAUAAAACCUUAAUCGAUUUGACUUCUCAGAUAUUAGCCAAAUAAUUGUUAAUACCUCUGAUGAUGGUUAAAUAUUUAUUUAUGAUUACUUUGAUGGAAGUUUUCUUAACAAAAUAACACAUCCUGAUUACGAAUACGCUCCUUUCCCUAAAGCUACUUUUAUUAGCAUAGUUUCUGAUGAUAAUUUUUGUGUUUCUUUUAGUAAUUAAUAAAUUGUGUGUUACUCAUCAUAUGAUUAUCAAGUAACUAGUAAAUUUUCAGUAGACGAAUAAAUUAAUUCAUAAAUGUUUGAUAGCAAGCUCAACUUGGUAAUUGUAACAUCAUUAAAUACAGUAUAUAUUUUUGAUUUAACUGCAAAUAAGCUAGCUAGUUAAAUGAACAUAAAAGAUUAAUUCUACUAAACUUAAAUAUAUAGAAUUUUUUAAACUUUAACAUGUUAUAACUAGGCAGGUGAUGCUAUUAUUUUACAAUACCCGAUUCUUAAAAUAAUGUACUAAGCUAAUAACAGUAUAUACAAUCCAAAUAAUGCGUCUUUAACAAUUUAAGAUAAUUUAAAGCUUUAUGAAAUAAAUAUCGUUUGCUUUCAAAAUGGAAACGUUGUUAUUAGAGAUAGUACUUUAAAACUUAUAAAGACUUUUUAAUUCUAAUUUUCUAUAAGCAGAUGCGGAUCAGAUCCUAAUUCCUUACUUCUUUUAGGAGGUUCUUAUGAUGGAACUAUAUUCACUUAAUCAAUAUAUGAUACUUAAAUAUUUUAUAGUCAAAAACUUUUACAUUUCCCUAUAAUUGGUGGUAUGAUAGACUCUGUUAAUAAUAAAGCAAUAUUCGUGGUCGAUUAUGGAUCUUAUGGUGGAGGAGUACUUAUAGGUGACACAAGGUCAUUUAAAAUAGAAUAAACAUAUAACACACAGAAUUUGAUAAGCUACUAUAAUUUAGAUAGCUAUAAGAAUAGAAUGAUUAUUUAAGAUUUAAAUAAUUUAUAAAUUAGCAGUUAUAGUAUAUCUACUUAUUCAAUUUAUUAACAAUAAUUAGCAUAAAAUAAGGAUUUAAGAUACUCUAAAGUGCUACUUAUACAAUCUUAGUAUUUAAUUGUUGUCAUAUCUUAAAUUAUAACUAUAUAAAAAUAUAUCUCUCUUGAUAUAUUUAGGUAAAAUAAUAGACAUAAUUCAUAACCUAUAGACAUAAUUAUAGAUCAAGACAGAUACACAAUAAUAAGUAUAAGUGGUGAUAAUACAAAUAAUCUUUAAAAUAUCAUAAUAUCAACUUAUUAAAAUUAAACUCAAACUCUAAUGAAAAUAUAGAAUAGCAAUUAUCAAAUUUUACCAGAUGUUAAACUAGGAAGAUUAAUACUUUAUGGACCAACAGUGUAAUUUAUAAAUAUUUAGAAUGGUAUAAAAAUAUAGGAAAUAUAUGGAUUUGAUGGGAAUGUUUAAAAUAUAUUUAUUUUAGAUGAUUAUAUUUUAGCUUAUGCUACUUUAGUAUUAUAAUCAAUAGAUAGAAGCAGCAUGACUAUAUAGUUCAUAGGAAAAUCAUCUUUUUAAAUUUUUAAGAUAGUUAUCAUCAAAAAUCUAGCAGCUAUGAUUAGUGACUCAAACGAUUUUACAAUUAAAAUUUGGGAUUAUACGAUAGGAUAAUUUUAGAUAGAUAUAACUAACACUUAUUAUCCAUAAAAUAUUAGAAACAUUUACAUAGAUGAAGAUUCUGAUACUAUAGUGGUAAUCAAUGUUUAAAACCAAAUAUUUACAAUAAAUCCAUUUUUAUAAAAUCAAGAAAUCAUAUUUUGGAAUUACUACUCUUAUAUUGGUAAUCAAGGAAACUAUUUGCCUAAUAAUUUUUAAUCAUAAUAUGGUAUCACAAUAGAUGAUAAUCUUUAUUUUUUGUCAGGUGAUAGCAAUCUUUGGAAAAUGCAAAAUAGCAGUUUAAUUUUUGUUAAAUAAUUUUAAAAUAUACCUACUUUAUUAAAACUUGUUGGAAAUGUUAUUGUAAUAGGGGAUACAUAAUUUGUUUAUAGUUUAAUGAAUGAAUAAGUAAUAGUUUCUAAAUUGAAAAUAUUUCCUAUUUCAUUUCACCCUGAAAAUGAUUAAUUUUAACCAGAUGCAAUAUAGGGAUUAGUAUUUAUUAUUAGUAAAAUAAAUAUAAUCUACUAGGUUUAAGUAAAUUACCAAACAUCUGAAUUGAUAAUAAAGUAAAAUUACACUUUAUUCAGUUAAAAUUCAAGAAUUAGUAAAAUAAUUGUUGUUAAAGAAUUUGGUCACUUAAUUAUAACAGAUAUUAAAGGUAGGAUGUUUUUAAUAGAUUAUAUAAAUUAAGUUUUAGUCUCUCAACUUAGUGAUCAUUAAAUGCCAAUAAGAGACAUCAUAAUAAACACAUAACUUUAGAUUUUAAUAUCUUGCUCAGAAGAACCUAAUAUUAUCAUCUAUUAGUACGAUUAAUAAUCUAUUAUACAAUCCUAAGUUAUAAGUAGCCUAUAGGCUCCUUCUUAGAUGCUCUUAAAUCUUGAAUAGAAUAGAUUAUUAGUUUGGGAAGAUAAAAAAUAAAUAAUAACUGUUUUGAACAUUAAAGAAAAUUAUUAAUUUUAGUAAUUUAUAUUAGCUCCAGGAAAUAACUUAGUUUAAUUAAAGGCUUUUAAAUAAAUCAAUAUAUUAGCUAUUUUUAAUUAAUUUUAAAUAAACUUUUAUAAUUAUGAUUAAUUAUAAUAUUUAUUUAAUUUUAGGAAUCCUUCAAACAUUAACAGUAUUGCAGAUUUAAUAUAUAUAUCUGAUUAAAUUAUGCUGUUGCUAACAUAAUCUAGCUUAUUAGUUUUAUAAUUUUAAAAUGAUACUAUUUUAGUUUUAUAACAAUAUACCAUGUAAAAUCCUAUUAUUGUAAAAGCUUCUGUCUAUAAAAGUGAUCCCUAUUUAAACAUAGUAGGUGUAAGUUUAUAAUAAGCUUUCAAUUUAACCUUAGUGUAUGGAAAUUAAUAUAACAAUAAAAAUUUAUGCUAUUACUAAAUCACUGAUAAUGGGAGUCAAUUUAAUCUAUUGGAUCGCGUAAAUAAUCUUUACUAAUAAAUUAACUCAUAUAAUUUACCUAUUUAAUAUGUUAAAGUUGGUAUUCUUUUGAAUAAUAAUGCAAAAUUUCAAUUUAUUGAUACUUCAAGAAUAUAAAAUAUUAAUAUAUAAAUAGAUUAUAGUGCUUAAUACCCUUUUAAUGAAUAAAACAUAACUUCAAUCUUGCUAUAAUAGUCAGAUUAAUUCCUUUAAUAGAAAUUUAUAAUGGAAAAUAUUUCAGUUUUCACCUUACCUAAUACAAACUACAUUUUCUUCUAAAGUACAUAAAUAUUUAUAUUUAAAAAUUAAUUUUAUAGAGAUCUUUAAUUUAGAAAUGUAAGCCUUUAGCUAAUGUAAGGGAACUUAGCUGAAUUAGAUUUCUAAAAAUUCCAAAAUAUCAGUUUUAAAGCAAUUUACUACUCAUAAGCAGAUGCCUAUAUUUAUCCAUCUUUGUUGACCAUUUAAAAUAUCUAGACAGGAUAUUUAAACAAUUUUCUUAUACUUAAUUGUUCUUUAGAAAAAGCUUCUAUUUAUAGAUUUGAAAACAUAAAAUCAUUAUAUUUAUAUAAUAUACAAAUUGAAAAUAUCAUAACAGAACCUUCUGAUUAAAAUUUAAAAUAUACCAUUUUUUAUUUAGCUAAUAUUAGCAAUGUGUAUAUUAAAAAUGUUACACUUAUUAACAAGUAAGGGCAGGAAUAACUAACUCUAUUUUACAUGCAAGGAAUACAUAAUACCUACAUUUAAGAUUUAAAUGUAUAAAACAUCCAAAAUGUUUAAAUAAUUAACUACUAGAAUAAAUUUGAAGAUGGAGAUGGAAUAUACUAUCUUAAAAAUGAUAAAAUUGAAAUAGUUAAUGUAAAUAUCUAGCAUUCAUUUUCUUCUUCAUCUGAAUUAAUGUAUUUUUAAUCUGAUUAAAUAAUAAUUAAAAAUAUGACGUCAGAUGAUGUAGUAUGCUAAUCAUGCUAUGGUUCAGUUAUAAAUACAUUUUAAAGUUUUAUUAAGCUGUUUGACUCAUUCUUUAGUGAUAAUAUUUCAUUAUUAGGUGGUUCCAUUUUUUUAAGUUAUUGUAAUAAGCAAUCUGCUUUUUAAAAUACUAAUAUAACUAAAUGCUAAGCAGAAAUAGGUGGGGCUUUGGUUCUUAUUUCAUGUGAUUUGAUUCUAUAAAAUUCUUUUAUUUAUAAUAAUGAAGCAUAUAUUGGAGGAGGUGUAAGAUACCAGGUUUAAAUUCCUUCUUUUAUAAGAGAUAUUAAUCUUAAGGAUAAAAUUUUUAACAACAAAGCUAAAAUUUAUGGAGAUAACUUUGCUUCCUAUCCUUAAAGCUUGAAAAUUUCUUUUUAUGAUGACUAAUAAACAGGAUUGAAUAGUGUUUAAUAAAAUGUAAGUGAUUUAUAAAAUUUCCAGAGUGGUAGUUAAUUAAAAAUUCAAGUUUAGUUUAUCGAUGAAGAAAAUUAACCUUUAAAUCUAAACUAAUAUUUUAUACAACCAAGUAUAUCAAAUGAAAUUAAAUCUGAAAUAUAAAGUUUAUCAGUAGGAAUUGCUUCUUAUAGUUAAAAUGUUAUCCUAAAUGGAGAAACUGUCAGCUUCAUAAAACAAUAUGAUUAAAAAUCCUUUUCUUUUAAAUUUACAUAACUUUAGGUUACUGGUAUACCUGAUUCAUAAGGUUUAAUUUCAGUAUAUAGCCCGUCUAUUAUAGUCCCUAAUCCUUAAUCUAGUAAUUUUUCUAACUAAUCAGUUAUCUAUUCAAUAAAUAUUUACUUUAGAGAAUGUAUAGAAGGGGAGUAAUAUAUAAAGGUUUUAUAAGGUAUUUAUCAAUGCUAAACAUGCCCCCAAGGCAUGUAUUCUUUAAAAAAACCUGAUUUUGAUUAAAAGAUUUAUGGGUAAUGCUAAGUUUGCCCUUCAGCAGCAUCACUUUGCCAAAAUAACACUAUUAUUUUAAAAAAUGGCUACUGGAGGGAUAGCAAUUCGACAGAUAAAAUCUUUAGUUGUUACAAUAACAUGGAUAAUUGUAUAGGAGAAGAUCCAUAAAAUAUAAACUAUUGCAGAGAAGGUUAUGUAGGACCACUAUGUGAAACUUGUGAUUUUGAAGGGAAAAUUUGGGGUGAUAAAUAUUAAGAAUAUAAUAAUUACUAUGAAUGCUAAAAGUGCUAAAAUUAAGCAUUUAGAUCUUCUUUCUAAGCAUUUAUAUUUAUUUUCUUAAUUUUAUAUAUUCUGUUUUGCUUAGAAUAAAUGAUUAGAUAAAAUAGAAGAUCUGCAUAUAUUUAUUAUUUAAGAUAGAUGAACAUAGCUAGCUUCGGAGUAAGCGAAGAUUAAAAUAUGGUUACUGUUUACCUUAAAGGGAUGAUGCAUUAUAUGUUUAUAAGCAAAGUACUCAGCUAAAAACUUACCUUUUCUUAAAUUUCUGACAAUUUAGGGGUCUUAAGUCUUCCAAGUAGUGGGCUGAAAAACAAUAUUUCCUGCUAUGAAUUUCUUUUUCAUUUUAAUUUAGGUUUUUACAUGAUAAGAAAUUUAAUCACUAUAUUUAUAUUUCCUUUAUUAUUAAUAAUUAUUAUAUAAAUAAUAUCUUAGUUGGUAGCUAAAUUAUUUCAUUAUUGCAAUUACGAUGGUUUUAUAGGAUUAAAGUAUAUGCAUUCUUGUAUAAUUAUUUUUACCCUCUUUUAACCAAAUGCUGUACUUGAUAUUGUCUAAUUUGUUUCUUGCAGAUAAAUAGGUAACAAUCUAUAUAUAGUUGAUUAUCUAAGUAAGGAAUGCUAUACGACUGAACAUUUAUAAUUCAUUCUUAUUUUUAACCUUCCUAUGUUGCUAUUAUGGGGAUUUAUACUACCACUAGUUAUUUUAGCUCAAAUGAAAAAAUAUCGUAAUAAUCUUCAAGGCAUUUUACCUACACUUAGAUAUGGAUUCUUUUAUAAAGAAUAUAAACUUAAUAAUUACUACUGGGAAUUUAUUAAAUUUUAUAUAAAAACUGCUAUAUCAAUAAUUGAUUCAUUUUUUAGAGAUUAACAGGUUGUUAAAUAUUCUCUUGUUUCCUUUAUCAUAAUUAUCUACUUAGCUUUUUUAAAAAGCUAGAAUCCUUACAAAAAUUAAUAUGUAAAUAAGCACGAUUAAAUAGCUCAUUUAAUUCUUUUGAUUAACUUAACUAUAGGUAACAUUUCAAACUCGAACUCUUAUUAGUUAUUAGUUGCUAUCUGCUUAAAUUUAAUUUCAUUUCUACACUAUUUACUUAUUUUAAGCUAUCUCCGACACAUUCUUUAGGAAUAUACAAAGCAAUUAGCUAUUAAAAUUUUAUAACUUUUCCCUUCUCUUAUAUAAAAAUUUUAAAGUCUCCAAACCUUUGUUAAGAGAUCUAAAAAUCUAAUUUAAGUAUUUUUAAAUUGGAAAAAAGUGAAAAGAGCUAUUUUUAGAUUUGUUAAGAAUAAUAAUUAAAUUCAGUCUUUAACUCAAAUUUAGAACAAUAAUUAAAAUUCUGAAUUUUCUAUUUCUAAAAAAGAGAUGAAUAAAAAUAAUACGAACGAACAAAUUAGUUUUAAUUAAUUUAGUGGUAUUCAUUAAAAAUUUUUCUCUUCAGUAAACUUUUUAAAGCAAACAAGUGCAACCUAUUUUUAAAGAAAAAAGACACUAAAAUUAAAUAAUUUUGACUCACCGACAUUAUUCUUGAAUAAGAGUAAGCACAUUAUAAAUAAUACCAAUACUUCCACUGAUUAGAAUAACAUAGAAAACAUAAAUCAAAUAGACAAUUUAGACUUUAAUAUUGACUAAGAAAACCAAGUUUAAGAAAACUAAUUAGAAAAUUACAAUUUUGAUUUAAUUAAAAAAUGUAACAAAAAUUUUAAGUAGAAAUGA
Messenger RNA from Tetrahymena thermophila SB210, 8025 nucleotides. RefSeq names its product transmembrane protein, putative. The transcript is spliced from 9 exons. The record is from RefSeq and is a predicted model, not a curated record. NCBI's taxonomy places the organism in Eukaryota, Ciliophora, Oligohymenophorea, Hymenostomatida, Tetrahymenidae. Gene Ontology annotation, molecular function: protein binding.